GAAGGAGACAAACAACAAAAUGAACAAUCCAGCUAUUAAGAGAAUAACAAAUGAAAUAAUCAAAUCACCUGAGGAUAAACGAGAAUAUCGUGGACUGGAGUUGGCAAAUGGCAUUAAAGCUCUUCUCAUUAGCGACCCCACCACAGAUAAGUCUUCAGCAGCGCUUGAUGUGCACAUAGGAUCAUUGUCUGAUCCCCCCAACAUUGCUGGGCUUAGUCAUUUUUGUGAGCAUAUGCUGUUCCUGGGAACCAAGAAAUAUCCAAAAGAGAACGAGUAUAGCCAAUUUCUUAGUGAGCAUGCCGGGAGCUCAAAUGCUUUCACAAGUGGCGAACAUACCAACUAUUAUUUCGAUGUGUCACAUGAACAUCUAGAAGGUGCUCUAGACAGAUUUGCCCAGUUUUUCCUGUGCCCUUUGUUUGACGAAAGCUGCAAAGACAGGGAAGUGAAUGCUGUUGAUUCUGAGCAUGAGAAGAACCUGAUGAAUGAUGCCUGGAGGUUGUUUCAAUUGGAGAAGGCUACUGGAAACCCCAGUCAUCCCUUCAGUAAAUUUGGAACAGGGAACAAACUCACUCUGGAAACUAGACCAACCAAAGAAGGAAUAGAUGUAAGACAAGAGCUGUUGAAGUUCCAUUCUACUUAUUAUUCAUCAAAUUUAAUGGCUAUUUGUGUCUUAGGAAGAGAAUCAUUGGAUGAGCUGACUUGCUUAGUGGUAAAGUUAUUCUCAGAAGUAGAGAAUAAAAAUGUCCCUAUACCAGAGUUUCCUGAACACCCUUUCCAAGAACAACAUCUCCGGCAACUUUACAAAGUGGUACCUAUAAAGGACAUCAGAAAUCUUUAUGUCACAUUUCCUAUACCAGACCUUCAGAAGUACUAUAAAUCAAACCCUGGCCAUUACCUUGGUCAUCUGAUUGGGCAUGAAGGCCCCGGGAGUCUUUUAUCAGAGCUUAAAGCCAAAGGAUGGGUAAAUACUCUUGUUGGAGGACAGAAGGAAGGAGCUAGAGGUUUCAUGUUUUUCAUCAUUAAUGUGGACUUGACAGAGGAAGGGCUUUUGCAUGUUGAAGAUAUUAUUUUGCACAUGUUUCAAUAUAUUCAAAAACUACGUACAGAAGGACCUCAAGAAUGGGUUUUCCAAGAGUGCAAGGAUCUAAAUGCUGUGGCAUUCAGAUUUAAAGAUAAAGAACGACCACGAGGUUAUACAUCAAAGCUUGGAGGAAUGUUGCAUUAUUAUCCUAUAGAAGAAGUACUGGCUGCUGAAUAUUUGCUUGAAGAAUUCAGACCUGAUUUAAUAGACAUGGUACUGGAUAAAUUGAGACCAGAAAAUGUUCGAGUUGCAAUAGUUUCCAAGUCUUUUGAAGGAAAAACUGAUCGAACAGAAGACUGGUAUGGAACACAGUACAAGCAAGAAGCAAUUUCUGAUGAAGUUAUUAAGAAAUGGCAAAAUGCUGACCUGAAUGGGAAAUUUAAGCUUCCAAUGAAGAACGAAUUUAUUCCUACUAACUUUGAGAUUUUGCCAUUGGAAAAAGAUGCGACACAGUACCCUGCCCUUGUCAAGGACACAGCUAUGAGCAAACUAUGGUUCAAGCAAGAUGACAAAUUUUUUCUGCCAAAAGCUUGUCUCAACUUUGAAUUUUUCAGCCCAUUUGCUUACGUGGAUCCCUUGCAUUGUAACAUGGCCUAUUUGUACCUUGAACUACUCAAAGACUCCCUCAACGAGUAUGCAUAUGCAGCAGAACUAGCUGGCUUGAACUAUGAUCUCCAAAAUACCAUCUAUGGGAUGUAU
Messenger RNA from Balearica regulorum gibbericeps (East African grey crowned-crane), 1780 nucleotides. The record is from RefSeq and is a predicted model, not a curated record. NCBI's taxonomy places the organism in Eukaryota, Metazoa, Chordata, Aves, Gruiformes, Gruidae.